Molecule: messenger RNA, 1524 nt
Organism: Symbiodinium natans
Lineage: Eukaryota; Dinophyceae; Suessiales; Symbiodiniaceae
Source: the annotation of a GenBank genome assembly
AUGACGAUCCGUGUGUCUGUGGGUUUGCUCAGCGGCGAGAAGCUGGACCUCGAGGUCGACCCGCAAGAGGCCGUGAGGGUCUUGCAGCUGCAAGCAGGGACAGCUCUGGGAGGACGUCUACAGGCGUUGGUGACACCGGAGGGCAAGGUCCUCCCACCGCACAGCAAGGUGUAUGAGUCCCUUCGAGAUGGUGACACCGUCAUGACGAUCCUGAGCCGUGUGCCCCGGCUUCACGCUGGGUGUGCGGCCUUUGCCGUAGUUUCCCAGUAUGGGGAGGUCUUGGCCUGGGGCCACCCCCAGCGGGGCGGAGAUUGCUCCGCUAUCCAAGACGAUCUCGUGGGCAUCUUGCAGCUGAGCACGCACUCGUUCGCGUUUGCAGCUCUUCGAAGAGACGGCUCCGUCAUAACAUGGGGCAAUGCAGGAAGGGGUGGCGAUAGCAGCCCCGUCAAGGGAGAUCUCCAUAGUGUGGACCACAUCUGCGCCUCUGCGCAUGCCUUUGCUGCCGUGCGUCAAGAUGGCACGGUCAUCACAUGGGGCCAUCCCCAGAUGGGUGGUGACUCGAGCUCGGUGCGUGAGCAGCUUGUCGGGGUCAAGGAAGUCUGGGCAAACUCUCAUGCAUUUGCAGCUCUGCGACGUGAUGGGCGAGUCGUCACAUGGGGUCACCCUGAGCAUGGUGGUGACAGCAGCGCACGGGCCUGUGAGCUGGAGCGCAACGUGGUAACACGGCUCCACUCCAACCAGUUCGCCUUCGUGGCGGAGACUCUGGAGGGCCAACUCUUGGCCUGGGGUUGUCCGCAUCGUGGGGGAGAUGUCAGUUCCAUAGCAUCUUCCGCAGCUGGGCUCCUUCCAGCUCAGGAAAUUUCCUCCAGUGCCAGUGCGUUUGCGGCACGGCUUCGAGAUGGAAGUGUUGUGACCUGGGGAGAUCCGGCCUUUGGAGGCGACAGCUCAUCGGUGCGGGAAUCCCUGACUCGCGUCAGGAGGAUCUACAGCUCACGUCGCGCGCUGGCAUUUGCAGCUGUCCGCGAUGAUGGCUCUGUUGUUACCUGGGGCCACCCAGACAUGGGUGGCAACAGCACCGACGUCCAGCACGACCUGACCGACGUGCUGUCCAUCGAAGUGUAUUCCUUUGCCUGGGCAGCUCUCCGUAGGGAUGGAAGGGUUGUGACGUGGGGAGAGCCGCAAAAGGGUGGAGACAGCAGCAUGGUGCAAGACCAGCUGCGAGAUGUCGAGCAGGUGUGUGCGAAUGCAUAUGCCUUCGCUGCAGUCAGACGCGAUGGCACAGUGGUGACAUGGGGCCAAGCAAUGCGCGGUGGUGACAGCAGCCAUGUCCAGCAUCAGCUCACCGACGUGGAAUUUGUCUACGCCACUGCUGCAGCUUUCGCAGCGGCACGUGCAGAUGGCUCGGUGGUCACCUGGGGUGACGCGUCGCGGGGUGGUGAGGGCUGCCCAGCCGAACUGAGACGACGAGCGACGGCUGGCGGAAUGUCUUUCUACCCGGAUCCUCGCCAGCGUCUGCCAGUGUGA